Messenger RNA from Cucurbita pepo subsp. pepo (vegetable marrow), 2338 nucleotides. RefSeq names its product protease Do-like 9. Lineage: Eukaryota; Viridiplantae; Streptophyta; Magnoliopsida; Cucurbitales; Cucurbitaceae. Gene Ontology annotation, biological process: proteolysis. The record is from RefSeq and is a predicted model, not a curated record. Gene Ontology annotation, molecular function: serine-type endopeptidase activity; protein binding.
UCCAAUCUACCUUUCCCUUAUUCUGAGUUUCGGGGCUCAGCGGAGGAGCGGAAAUUGAAAACCCAUUUUCUCCACUCUGAUAAACCCUCUCCGAUCUCUCUCCCCUUCAAUUCUUCGGAGAUGGGAGAAGUCAAACGUAAAAGAGGUCGAAAGCCGAAAAAUUCCAAGGCGGAUUCUCUAGAUUUUCCUCCGCCGACCACUGCUACCGUCACCAGUGUUGCGAUGGUUAUGGACGACGUUUUUUCAGUCAGCAACGUCGAGCUCAUGGACCCGGCCUCCACUUCUAAACCUCACCAGAACCGCCGUGGGAGGCCGAAGAAGCUUUCGAAACAUUUGGAAAAUCCCGACAAGUUCCCGCAAUUGUCUCCUUCUAGACGUGGCCCUCGUGGUGUCGAAAAUGGCGAAUUUACCGCUUCCGGCGACGUCUUUCCAUCUGAUAUCGCUUUGGAACGGGUGCAGCCGGAGUGGCCGGGCAUCGUGAGAGUCGUGCCGGCGAUGGAUGCUGUGGUCAAGGUAUUUUGUGUGCACACGGAGCCGAAUUUCUCACUUCCUUGGCAGAGAAAGAGACAAUAUAGUUCGAGUAGCAGUGGAUUUGUGAUUGGUGGAAGGAGAGUGCUCACUAAUGCUCAUUCCGUCGAGCAUCAUACCCAGGUUAAGCUUAAGAAGCGUGGGUCGGAUACGAAGUACUUGGCGACCGUACUUGCGAUUGGAACUGAAUGCGAUAUCGCAAUGCUUACUGUUGAUGAUGACGAGUUUUGGGUGGGAGUUUCACCGGUAGAAUUUGGGGAGUUACCUGCACUGCAAGAUGCAGUAACUGUUGUUGGUUACCCAAUUGGAGGUGAUACAAUUUCUGUCACAAGUGGGGUUGUAUCGCGGAUAGAGAUCCUGUCUUAUGUUCAUGGGUCUACUGAGCUUCUCGGUCUGCAGAUAGAUGCUGCUAUAAACUCGGGUAAUUCUGGUGGGCCUGCCUUUAAUGAUAAAGGAAACUGUGUGGGCAUUGCAUUUCAGUCGCUCAAGCAUGAAGAUGCAGAAAAUAUAGGUUAUGUCAUACCAACGCCAGUUAUCUUGCAUUUUAUACGGGAUUACGAGAAGAAUGGAGCAUAUACAGGCUUUCCAAUUCUUGGUCUUGAGUGGCAGAAAAUGGAAAAUCCUGAUCUUUGUGAGGCUAUGGGGAUGAAAAAAGAUCAGAAGGGUGUCCGUAUUAGACGUAUUGAUCCCACUGGCCCAGAAUCCAAAGUUUUGAAGCCAUCAGAUAUUAUUCUCGGCUUUGAUGGGGUUGAUAUUGCUAAUGAUGGAACAGUUCCUUUCCGGCACGGUGAGCGUAUAGGAUUCAGUUACCUUGUCUCCCAGAAAUAUACUGGUGAUAGUGCAACAAUAAAAGUUCUGCGCAACUCUGAGACACUCAGUUUUAAUUACCAGCUUGCAACAUACAGAAGGCUCAUUCCUGCACAUAAUGAGGGCAAACCCCCUUCUUAUUACAUUAUUGCAGGAUUUGUUUUUUCCACUGUCUCCGUUCCUUAUCUCCGUUCUGAGUACGGAAAGGAUUAUGAAUAUGAAGCUCCAGUCAAACUAUUGGACAAAUUAUUGCAUUCAAUGCCACAAUCACCAGAUGAGCAGCUAGUGGUGGUUUCUCAGGUACUCGUGGCUGAUAUCAACAUUGGAUAUGAAGACAUUGUUAACACCCAGGUUCUUGCUUUCAAUGGUAAACCUGUGAAGAACCUCAAGAGCUUGGCUAACAUGGUUGAAAGUUGCGAUGAUGAGUUUUUGAAGUUCGAUUUAGAAUAUCAACAGAUAGUUGUCCUCCGUACAAGCACAGCGAAAGCAGCCACUUUAGAUAUUCUGGCCACACACUGCAUACCCUCAGCUAUGUCUAACGAUCUCAAGACCUAACUUCAGAAUGAAAAAUUAGGUAUACUUGAUUACGUAGGUUAUCAUAUUUCGUUUUCCACCCUGCCGGGUAUGCCCAGGUUCUGAAGGGGUUCCAGUAUGCGUAUGCUUUCCUUCUUCAUGACGUUGGGUUUAAUACGAAUGGUAGGAAGUCGAAGUUCGAAAGGAUUAGGAUGAAGAAUAGAAUGAAUCGAGAGUUAAAAUUGCAUUGUAUCGACUUCUUAGCUCUUGGAAGUUUUGAUUAGAUGAUAUUAGUUGUUGGUAAGGCGGAUUUGAUGGUUUUCUCAAUCCAUCUUUUACCAUUGAUAAUGGUAUGAAAAUUAGCCAACUUCUCUAAGUAGCUUGAAGUAUGAAGCAUGGUGUAGUUUCUCCUCAUGGGUUGUUUUUUCUCACGAAUAAUAAUGUGAUGAAACAUAUCCUUAUAAAACUUUAUUGGGUACCAUAACCUUAA